GAGAGCACCAACUCGCGACGGGCCCGCCUCCCGUCGGUUGCCGUGGUUUCAGGCCGGGCCAGCCAGUUUGCCAGCCGACCAAGAUUUAGAACUAAGGGAAGCGGAUCGCUGAUCGUUUGGGGAACAAGGCUACGGAGUCCAGGCCCGCGCGGAGCUGUUGCCAUGGCAGCUGCCGCCGGGGGCGCAGAAGACGAGCCGCGUUCCGGCCGCUCGAGCUCCGAUGGCGAAUGCGCGGUGGCACCGGAGCCGCUGACAGGCCCCGAAGGUCUCUUCUCCUUCGCCGACUUCGGGUCUGCGCUGGGCGGCGGCGCGGGCCUCCCGGGCCGGGCGUCUGGCGAGGCCCAGUCCCCGCUGCGCUACCUCCAUGUCCUGUGGCAGCAGGACGCGGAACCCCGCGAUGAGCUGCGUUGCAAGAUUCCGGCCGGCCGGCUGAGGCGCGCCGCCAGGCCCCAUCGCCGGCUUGGGCCCACCGGCAAGGAGGUGCAUGCUCUGAAGAGGCUGAGGGACUCGGCCAAUGCCAACGAUGUGGAAACAGUGCAGCAGCUGCUGGAAGACGGCGCGGAUCCCUGUGCAGCUGAUGAUAAGGGGCGCACAGCUCUACACUUUGCCUCCUGCAAUGGCAAUGACCAGAUUGUGCAGCUGCUCCUGGACCAUGGGGCUGAUCCCAACCAGCGAGAUGGGCUGGGGAACACGCCACUGCACCUGGCGGCCUGCACCAACCAUGUCCCUGUCAUCACCACACUGCUACGAGGAGGGGCCCGUGUAGAUGCCCUGGACCGCGCUGGCCGCACCCCCCUGCACCUUGCUAAGUCAAAGCUGAACAUCUUACAGGAAGGCCACUCUCAGUGCCUGGAGGCUGUGCGCCUGGAGGUGAAGCAGAUCAUCCAAAUGCUGAGGGAGUACCUGGAGCGCCUGGGGCGGCAUGAGCAGCGGGAACGGCUGGACGACCUCUGCACCCGCCUCCAGAUGACGAGCACCAAAGAGCAGGUGGAUGAAGUGACCGACCUCCUGGCCAGCUUCACUUCCCUCAGCCUGCAGAUGCAGAACAUGGAGAAGAGGUAGCAAGAGAGGCUCCCUGCCUUCCCACCCUGCCACCGCCCCACCUCUGCCCCCACUGCUCUCAUUGUGAAGAAAAAGCCCAAUGCCUGUGACUUUGGAGCUACACUUGCCUGGUGAGGCCCUUGCCCGUGCCCCAAGAUGCUGUGGGGCAGAGAUGCUCUCUCACUGAUCUCAGAGCCACAGCCAGCCACAGUCUCUGUCAUCUCUCUGGGCUCAGACCCCCAGCCCCCAGCUGUGUCCUCUGGCUUCCCCAGCAAUUCAGCCACACCUCAGCUCUUGCCGACACAUGCUGUCCUAGCAGGCCUCACUUGUCCCAUGUCCUCCCUGGUGCCCUCAGUGGGCCCCACACCCUUUGCAGUGCCCCUUCCUGGCCAUGGGCUGCUUGCAGCCCAUAGGCUGUGGCCUUAGGGCAGCGCUCUCUGGCCCAGGGUGUGGCUUGGCUGGCCCUGCACCUCUCACCAGCACUUAGAUUUGGACUUACCACCUGAUUUUCAAGAAGCAUUGCUCUGAGUUGCUGGCUGGAAGGGGAGGAAGACUAAACCUCAGAUGUACAAGAUUAGGAAGGACCCUGCCAAACCUACAGCAGAAAAGCCCCAAUCCUUUUUUUCCCAAUCUUUGAAAUGCCGGGCAGACAAAGCAUUCAGUUCUGCAGCCUAGUGUGGUUGGCUGAGUAGUAGCCCCCCAAGAUGUCUGUGUUCUAAUCCCAGGAACCUGUGCACAUCACCUUAUACAGCAGAAGGGACUUCACAGAUAUAACUAAGGAUCUUUAGACAAGGCAAUUAGCCUGAAUUAUCCAGGUGGGCCUGAUGCGAUCACAGGGAUCCUUAUAAGAAGGAAGCAGGAGAUAAGAGAGGAAGUAGAAAUAUGGUGACAGAAACCAGAAGUUGGAGUAAUGUGGGAAAGGGGUCACAAGCCAAGGAAUGCAGGCAGCUUCCGGAAGCUAGAAAGGGCAAGGAAAUGGAUUCUUAGGACCUCCAGAAGAAACCAGCCCUACUGACACCUUGACUUUAGCCCAGUGAGACUGACUUUAGAAUUCUGACCACCAGAACUGUAAAGGAAUAAAUGUGUGUUGUUUUAAGUCA
Manis pentadactyla (Chinese pangolin) is the source of this 2141-nucleotide messenger RNA. RefSeq names its product ankyrin repeat domain 54 (gene ANKRD54). Gene Ontology annotation, biological process: regulation of protein kinase activity; regulation of intracellular signal transduction. Gene Ontology annotation, molecular function: protein binding; protein kinase regulator activity. Gene Ontology annotation, cellular component: cytoplasm; nucleus. Lineage: Eukaryota; Metazoa; Chordata; Mammalia; Pholidota; Manidae. The record is from RefSeq and is a predicted model, not a curated record. The coding region runs from base 163 to 1062 and encodes 299 amino acids. The transcript has 8 exons.